Messenger RNA from Candida tropicalis MYA-3404, 1386 nucleotides. It is a transcript of the gene MCA1, whose product is annotated as Ca(2+)-dependent cysteine protease. Bases 1 to 1386 code for a protein of 461 amino acids. Gene Ontology annotation, molecular function: cysteine-type endopeptidase activity. The record is from RefSeq and is a predicted model, not a curated record. The transcript has a single exon. Lineage: Eukaryota; Fungi; Ascomycota; Pichiomycetes; Serinales; Debaryomycetaceae. Gene Ontology annotation, biological process: proteolysis.
AUGUUUCCAGGACAAGGCAGACAUACUUACGGAGGUCAACAAUCCAAUCAAGGUCAAUACAACAGACCUUCUGGCCCUCCUCCAGAUCAAUACGGAUCUAAUCAAGAUCAGUACAAUAGACCAUCUGGUCCACCUCCAGGUCAAUAUGGUUCUAACCAAGGUCAAUAUGGAUCAAGUCAAGGUCAAUACAGUAGACCAUCUGGUCCUCCUCCAGGACAGGGUCUGUACAGUGGACAAUCAGGAUCUAGCCAAGGUCAAUACAGCAGACCAUCUGGCCCUCCUCAAGGACAGGGUCUGUACAAUGGGCAAUCUAACUCAACUUCACAAUCUUCUGGUACUACCAGAGGAAACCAAUACACUGAUGAACAACAAGAUUAUGGACAUCAACAUGGAAGCGGUCAUUACUCACGUCCACCACAACAAACUCAAUCAUUUGGAGUUGAUAAUUACAAUUAUUCUUAUUCACUGUGUUCAGGACGUAAGAAGGCUUUAUUAGUUGGUAUCAAUUAUUUUGGAACUAAAAAUGAAUUGAGAGGACCAAUUAAUGAUGUCAAUAAUGUGGAGAAAUUUUUAUUGAAUAGUGGAUUUUCUUCUGAUAAUAUUGUCAAAUUAACUGAUGAUCAAAGGGUUCAAAGAGCAAUUCCAACAAGACAAAAUAUUCUUGAUGCAAUUCAAUGGUUAGUUAAAGAUGCUAAGCCUAAUGAUAGUUUGUUUUUCCAUUAUUCUGGACAUGGUGGACAAACUGAAGAUCAACCAGAUGAAAACGGACAAUAUGAUGAAGAUGAUGGAUUUGAUGAAGUUAUUUAUCCAUUGGAUUUUGAAACCAAUGGAUUUAUUGUUGAUGAUUUGUUACAUUCAAUGAUGGUUAAAACUUUACCUCAAGGUUGUAGAUUAACUGCAUUAUUUGAUUCAUGUCACUCUGGUUCUGUUUUGGAUUUACCAUAUAUGUACUCUACUAAAGGGGUUUUGAAAGAACCUAAUGUAAUGAAGGAAUGUGGUGAAGGGUUAUUACAAAGUGCUAUUGCUUAUGCAUCAGGUAAUAAAUCAGCCAUGUUCACUGGACUUGGUAGUGCUGUUAAAUCAUUUAUGAAUAAAGGCAGAGCAGAAAAAGCAAGUGAAUAUACUAAACAAACCAAGACUUCACCAGCGGAUGUUAUUUCAAUGAGUGGAUGUAAAGAUGAUCAAACCAGUGCUGAUUCUAAAGAAGGUGGUGUUGCUACUGGUGCAAUGAGUUAUGCAUUCUUGACGGUUAUGGGUCAAAAUCCAAACCAAUCAUACUUGAGUUUAUUGCAAAAUAUGAGAGAUAUUUUACAAUCUAAAUAUAGUCAAAAGCCUCAAUUAUCAUCUUCUCAUCCAAUAGAUGUUAAUUUACAGUUUAUAGUUUAG